Molecule: messenger RNA, 339 nt
Organism: Menidia menidia (Atlantic silverside)
Lineage: Eukaryota; Metazoa; Chordata; Actinopteri; Atheriniformes; Atherinopsidae
Source: the annotation of a GenBank genome assembly
AUGGCCUCAAAGAAAAACGCUAAAGUGCACGUUAAAUCAAAAGAUGGUACCAAAACCCAGCAAGCCAGUAAGAAUGGGAAAAGGGCUGAUUCCGGGUCCAAUAGUACCAGCUUCUUCACUUGGUUCAUUGUGCUGGCCCUGCUGGGUGUAUGGACAUCUGUAGCUGUGGUCUACUUUGAGUUGGUGGACUAUCAAGGAGUUGUUGACAAGGCUAAAGGCUUUCAAAUUAACCUGUCAGAGACCCUGCAAGGUAAACUGGUGGCAUAUGAUACAGAUGGUGAUGGUGACUUUGAUGUGGAGGACGCAAAAAUUCUACUCGGCAAGUUUAUCUAUUACUGA